UGCGUCGUGGGUUGGGCUGCCACUGAUUAGGUUUCGUUCAGACCAUAAUUUCGCACUCAGUUGAAGAAGCUUGGAGUCUAUCUAUUGCAAUACAAUGGCUGGUGUUGAGCUUGCUCUAGCCAUUGUCCCACUCGUUAUCGUGCUGAUAGAGCAUCACCAAACCGUAUUUUGCAAGAGCAGAGCCUUGACUUCAUCCAGAAUCAGCAAUGAGCAGCAACUCGAAUUCUAUCAAGAUCUGCAUGCGGAGCUGUCUCUACUCUACAUGACUUUGAACAGAGUAGAGAUCGUUUCCAGCAGAACGGAGCUCAACAGAACGCAGCCAGCAAGCUCCCCAGCCCAAUCAAUCCAAUCGAGGCUUGGUAGUAGUGCAGACAAUUUUCAGCAAAUUCUGGAUCGUGUUUUAAAGAGCAUAGAUGAUCUGGAACACGAUCGUUCUAUGCUACAAAAACUCCGUCGUUUUGAACAGGCCAUCAGAAACGAUGAAGCAUCGAAUUCGGUCCGUGCGAGAUUUCGGUUCGCCCGAAAUGAGAAGACUCGCAAUGUAGCGAUGAAACGCAUACAUAAUGGAGUUAGAAAUCUGGAGCGUCUACUGAACUCUUCGAUGGAAAUCUUUAACUAUCGAGUUUGCCCGUCUCACCAAGAAUUCCCAGCCAACAGAACAAGGAGACUUCCAGAAGCACUUUUUAAGAAGAUGGCGAGCAAGUGGCCAUGCUCUUGCAAUGUACUGCAUUCAGCGAGACUAUGCUUAUGGAACUGUUGCUAUGUAAGCGACAAUAGUGAUGAUACAAAUUGCCCUGUCGACAUCAUCAUAUCCACGCCUAGUAACGAACGAGUUCCUUCCCAAUGGCAGGAAAGCACAAUUCUUAUUGCUGGAAAGCAAGGGAAUCAAGUGAACGAAAACGAUCAUGUUGAACUCAAUGUUCAAUCUGCGGGUGAUCAAGUACCCUGCACUUUCUCCUCAGCGCCGCCGGGUCGUAACAUCGACUCUCAGUCAUUGUGUGACUUGCUACAAAGAGCAGCAGGUUCUAACACAUGCCUUCAAAUCUUGUUUAAGAAUGGAAUACUUUGGCAACAAAGAUCUAAGCAAUCACGCUUACAGAAUUGCCAUCAGUCGGAUGCGUCACUAAAGAGUCUGCUCGGAAGUGUUCAACGCUGGCAGCGCUACAAUCUGCGUGACAGAUUGAUAUUGUCCGUAAUCUUAGCACAUGCAGUCAUGCAUUGCUCUGGAGGACCAUGGCUGCACGCAGAUUUGAACAAAGAGCAUAUAUUUUUCUUCCGGAAUAAGGGUGGUCCGAAUCCAGACAUUAGCCGACCAUUCCUUGCAAUAGACUUUUUACAGCAACAGACAGUGGUGGAUGAAGAGGACGAUUUGUUCGCGAUCCAUUCAAAUCCUGCUCUCCUGUCUCUGGGUAUUUUGCUACUUGAGAUCAACAAGAAGAUCUUGAUCGAAGACCAUUGGUUUACAGAAGAUCUAGCUGAUGGUGUGGCACAAAUCGGGAGCACAAACUUGGUGACAGCACUUCGCAUACUGGAGGAUAUGGAUGGUGACAUGACUGUUGGAUCACAGAGGGCUGUGAAGGCUUGUCUCGAGUGGGAUCAAGCCAACUACGGAAGGGAGGAUGAGGAUUUUGCGACACGGAUGUAUGAGCUCGUUGUGAGACCGCUUGAAGAUGCGCUACGACAUGGCUUCGAAAUCACACCGGAACAGCUAGGAUUGGGCGAAUGCCAUAUCCAUGGGGUGUGAAAGGACAUAGACACUCGUUUUCAUUAUGUAUAUUUAU
This is a messenger RNA of Alternaria alternata, 1781 nucleotides long. RefSeq lists its product as hypothetical. Lineage: Eukaryota; Fungi; Ascomycota; Dothideomycetes; Pleosporales; Pleosporaceae. The transcript has 3 exons. Bases 95 to 1744 code for a protein of 549 amino acids. The record is from RefSeq and is a predicted model, not a curated record.